AUGGCGCUAUUCAUUGCCGACACCUGCCACGAGCGAAAAAAAAUCCUCGCUAAGCGGCUGCUCGCGUCGCGCAGCUUCUUACGGAUCUGUGACCUGGCGGAGGAGGGGGAGGACUUCCACGAAGCGCAGUUCCAGGCGGUGAUGGCGGCCCUGGAGAGCGGGGAGGAGGCCGGGGACAGCGAGGAGGAGGAGGAGGAGGAAGUACUGGGGCUCGCAGAAGAGGAUGGAGAAGGGGAGGAGGAUGAGGAUGGAGAAGGCGAAGAGGAGGAGGAGGAGGAGGAGGAGGAAGAUGGGGACCUGUCCAUGGAAAGCGACUUGGAGGAGCGCCGUCAGGACACCCAGCUCCCCCACGAGCUCUCCUGGGGCCAACGCAAGCAGCUCUACUACGACACGGACUACGGGAGCGGUGCCCAGGCCAAGGGCAAGCGUAGCCAGCAAGAACUCGAUGCUGAGGAGGAGGAAGAGGAGCAGGAGGCUCAAGUCAUCCAGAGGCGGUUGGUGCAGGACUUAGGGGAAGACGAUUACGGGCUGGAUGUGAUCCAGGGCUAUCUGACUGAGCGGCAGAAAACCCACGACAGCAAGGGGCAGAAGAUUGACAAAGAUUUGCAGGCCCUUUCCAAGAAGGAGCAGCUGAAGCUGCUGAAGCAGGAGUCCCCCGAGCUCCUGCAGCUGAUCGAGGACUUUGAAGUCAAGCUAAUGGAGCUCAAGGACGAACUGCACCCGCUGCUGCAAAUGGUCAAAAACGGCACGAUCCCGCAAGGGAAAGGCAGUCGCUAUUUGCAGACCAAGUAUCAUCUCUACUUGAAUUACUGUGCCAAUAUCAGCUUCUAUCUGGUUUUGAAGUCCAAGAGGGUGCCGGUGCAUAGUCACCCCAUCAUCGAACGGCUGGUUGCUUAUAGAAAUAUAAUCAACGACCUAGCUGUGAUAGAUGAAAAGUUAUCCUCGCAAGUUCGUAUGCUUUUGAAAAACUACUAUGAUAAGAAGGAAGAUAAAUUACGGAAGGAGAAGAAGUUUUCACUGUUCCUCCCACUGGAUGUUCACAAAGACCAACCAAAACGUGCUCCUGCGCUUGCUAAUGGCCGGGCUGCUGCUGCUGAAUCGUCAGAUGAGUCGGAGCUGGAUGAGGAGGCUGCCCUGAAAUACUACAAGAUGAUGGAGGAGAAGUUGAAACUCAAGAGGAAGAGAACUGAAGACCAAGACACGCUUGAAGAAGAAGAAGCAGCGGUGUUGGAAGGAGAGGAUCCAGAUAAAAAGAGAGGGGUGACCUAUCAGAUGAUCAAGAACAAAGGCCUCACGCCCAGAAGGAAGAAGAUCGAUCGCAACCCCAGGGUCAAGCAUCGGGAGAAGUUUCGGCGGGCCAAGAUUCGCCGCAAGGGCCAGGUCCGCGAAGUUCGCAGGGAGUUGCACAGAUACGCCGGAGAACUGUCUGGCAUUCGCGCGGGAGUUAAGAAGAGCAGGAAGCUUCAGUGA
Nipponia nippon (crested ibis) is the source of this 1470-nucleotide messenger RNA. The record is from RefSeq and is a predicted model, not a curated record. Lineage: Eukaryota; Metazoa; Chordata; Aves; Pelecaniformes; Threskiornithidae.